AUGCCACACGCCUCUGGACCGACAUGCGAGCCUGCUGCUGUUGCCAUCUCCCUGCUGCCGCCACCUGCUUUUCCUGAGGCUCAGAUUACUCAUAUCAACAGUGCUAGUACUAACGCGAUUGAAUUUGUUGAUCAGACUUCACAACACAUACAUAUCGCGGGCAAAUGCUCAUGCGUCACACCAGAUAACUCCCAGCUCGGGCAUUUCCGACGACGACAGAGUCAGCAAAGUAGUCUUGGGAAGAAGGCGAUCAUGAGCACCAUGGCUUCGAACGGUCACCACACUACCAACAGCAACGGACGGGACAGCGACGAGGAGAGGAUGGAUGAGUUGAGGCAUGAGCUGGAUCGGACACUCACCCGUACAAGUGAUGCUGGACCAGCGCAGCGCAACGGCGAGAGCAAACAACCACAACCUGACCGGACAUACCUGACCGCAGCAAAGCCGGCGCCACAACGCAACGGCUCACUGGCAGCGGCUAUGCAAGGUCGUUUGCCAGAGGUCACAGGCGCGAGCAUGGCUAUGAACGAUACACCAGCCACCACUGCACCGGGCUCACCAAGCAUGAACGGCGACUACUUCCCUGCGCAACAACAAUCUCUCGACGAACGACCGGUCCACCUCCCGCCACCACCGACAAGACAGAUGUCUGGCAGUGCCACACCACGAGUGCGACCGACUACCCUUGAUAUCCCUGGCUUGACGAAGAGCAAGGUCAGUCCUGAUGGGCGGAUAGCGUCAAGAGAUGUGGGUGCGAAGUUGGUGAUUGUUAUGGUUGGGCUACCGGCGAGAGGAAAGAGCUAUAUUACAAAGAAGCUUGCGCGUUAUCUGAAUUGGCUGCAGCAUGAUACCAGGAUCUUCAAUGUUGGAGAGCGACGGCGCGUUGCUGCUGGAGGACCGCUGGACAGGACAAAGAGCCGGCAGAAGAGCGAGGUGCAUCGCGCGAGUGUGCAGCUCACACAGCCUGGCUUGAUUGAUCAUACGCUCAUAAGAGCUCCAUCGGAGGCAGUACAACAGCCUGCAAACGUCGCGCAGAUCUUGCUCAAUGGCGAGACCAGACUCGAAGCUCCGGCGACACCUCAGGGCGUAGCCCCGGCCAUCGAGCUCACAAGAGCAGUUUCACAUACGAAGAGCGAAAGUGAUGACCGUGAGAUACAUAUGCCGGACAUGGGCGAGCCGAAAUCACCAAGCGAACAGAAGGGCGAGCUGGUGAACGAUGUGCAAGAGCCGGAGGAUGAAGCGAUGCAACACAACAGUGCCUUCUUUGACCCAGAGAACAAAAAGGCCUCCCAGAUCCGAGAGCAAGUGGCACGAGAGACGCUAGAUGAGCUGCUAGAUUACAUCCUUAACCAAGGUGGUAGUGUGGGAAUCCUGGAUGCAACAAACAGUACUGUGGAGCGAAGGAAGAUGGUCAUGGACCGAAUACGUGAGCGAGCUGGACCGGAUCUGAACGUGCUGUUCUUAGAGUCGAGAUGUGUGGAUCAGGAUUUGUUAGAGGCAAAUAUGCGAUUGAAGCUGGGUGGACCGGACUACAGAGACAUGGAUCCUCAGGAAGCACUGGACGACUUCAAGAAGCGCAUCAAGGUGUAUGAGAAGGCGUAUGUGCCUCUUGGAGAAUUGGAGGAGCGAAGUAACAUGCCAUAUAUUCAGAUGAUCGACGUGGGCCGCAAAAUCAUCUCGCAUCAGAUCAAGGGUUUCCUGAUGGCUCAGGCGAAUUACUACCUCCUCAAUUUCAACCUCGCGCCUCGACAGAUCUGGAUCACGAGACACGGACUCAGCGAGGACAACAUUUCCGGCAAGAUUGGCGGCGAUAGCGAUCUUGCUGAGGAGGGUGUUCUGUAUGCGAAGAGCCUAACCCGUUUCAUGGACUCGAAACGUAGAGAGUGGGAUCUCAAGCAGAUCGAGGAUGCGAGGAACACGCACUUCCCACCACAACCUGGUGAUGCUACGCCACCAAAUCCCUACUUCAGCCCGGCCUCCCCACGCCUUGAGAAGCGCACACCCUUCUACGAGACACCAUCUUCAGCCGUUCCCUCCGGCGCAGCGACACCCAAUUCCGACGCCAUCUCGGAUAUCGAAUCGAAACCCUUCUGCGUCUGGACAAGUAUGCUCAAACGCAGUGUUCAGACCGCUCAGUUCUUUAAUGAUGAAGAGUAUGAUACUAAGCAGAUGCGGAUGCUUGACGAGCUUAACGCUGGUGUAAUGGAGGGUCUGACAUACAAUUGCAUCUCCACCCAAUAUCCCGAGGAAUACCGGAGCCGCAAGCUAGAUAAGCUGCACUACCGCUACCCUGGUCCAGGAGGUGAAGGCUACCUAGACAUCAUCAACCGGCUCCGCCCUGUCAUCGUGGAACUAGAGCGAAUGACCGACCACGUCCUCCUCGUCGGCCACCGCAGCGUCGCACGCGUCCUUCUCGCCUACUUCCGCGGCCUUAGGAGGGAGGAAGUCGCAGACCUGGACGUUCCACUCGGAAUGCUGUAUUGUCUCGAGCCGAAGCCUUACGGCGUCGAUUUCAAGGCGUAUAAGUGGGAGAAGGAGAGCGAGUGGUUUGUCGAGGUGCCGAACUUUCAGCUGAGGCGGGCGGAGGACGAUAUGCUGUAG
This is a messenger RNA of Recurvomyces mirabilis, 2601 nucleotides long. RefSeq names its product 6-phosphofructo-2-kinase (gene PFK26). The coding region runs from base 1 to 2601 and encodes 866 amino acids. Gene Ontology annotation, molecular function: 6-phosphofructo-2-kinase activity; ATP binding. The record is from RefSeq and is a predicted model, not a curated record. Gene Ontology annotation, biological process: fructose metabolic process; fructose 2,6-bisphosphate metabolic process. Gene Ontology annotation, cellular component: cytosol. The transcript has a single exon. Lineage: Eukaryota; Fungi; Ascomycota; Dothideomycetes; Mycosphaerellales; Teratosphaeriaceae.